Molecule: messenger RNA, 2472 nt
Organism: Paramuricea clavata
Lineage: Eukaryota; Metazoa; Cnidaria; Anthozoa; Malacalcyonacea; Plexauridae
Source: the annotation of a GenBank genome assembly
AUGAAGAAGCUCUUGUUGGCUAAGAUUCAGAACGAGCCAUCAUCAAUGAAAAAUCAAAUCAUGCAGUUAAGUCAAAAAGGAGAGAAUAUGCGUUUACAGGAAAAACCAGAGGAGGCCAUAAUAUACCUCAAUAGAGCCAGGGAGUUGAAUGCCGACCUGGGGGAUCAGUUACUGGAAGCCAUGAUUUUAGAAUGUUUGGGUCACUGUUAUCAAUUGAAUGGUGUGUACGAAUUAGCCAUAAAAACAGCCAAUGAUGCCAUAUGUAUAUUUAAACAGAUGCCAGGAUGGGUUGGCCAGUUAGGCAAUGCAAAUAGUCUUAUUUGUCUUGGUAAUAUAUAUACUAAACUCGGUAAAUACAAGGAGGCCAUCGCCAAUCAAGAGAAAGCCAUUGAGAUAUAUUUAGAGCUACGUGCUAAACAUUAUUUGGGAAUUGCCUAUUGCCAUAUGGGGGAAGCACACAAUCAAAUAGGGGAAAAUAAAAAAGCCAUAAAUUUAUUUCAUGAAGCAUAUAAUAUCAGUCUGUCAACAGGGGAUAAAUUUGAGCAAGCUCGGAGCUUGCAUAACAUAGGAAAUGCCUAUAAUGAAAUGCAAGAAUUUGAGAAUGCUAUAAACUACUGUGAAGAAAGUGCCCGUAUUUUCACAGAAAUUGGCAGCAAAAAAGGAGCAUCACUUUCGUAUGGAGUAUUAGCAGGCAGCCAUUUGUAUCUGCGUGAAACAGAUACAUCUGAGCGUUAUUACAAUUUCUGUAUCGAUAUUAACCGUGACAUGAAGCAAUUUUCUGAUUUAUCCAUCGCAUAUGGGAAUAAGGGAAUGCUGUACUACUCCAUGGCCUUGCCAAUAUUUCUCGGUUCCAGUGAUGCUAAGGAAUCCUUGGAAAGGUGUAUUGAAACAUUCAAAAUGGCCAUGGAAUCGGCCGAUAAUGUUUUGACUAAUUUAUCAGUCGACAGUAAUAGAACAGCUUUUACAGAUAGAUUUUACCAAUGGUACGAUCACAUUACUGCUCCAUUCAAUCUACUAGGAAGAUCUACGGCUGCACUGCUAUUUCUUGAUUUGGGACGAGCAAAAAUAUUAAGAUACCUUGUAUACAACAAGCAGUUAGAAGACGAAGAAGACGACGAAGUUAAAUCGGGUUUCGAGUCGUCCUUGCUGACCAUUGAAAAUGGGGAGGAAAAGCACCGAAUUUCUGCCCUGUCUCGGGAUAUCAAACUCUACGAGUCCAAUGCUACUGUUCUGUUCUAUAAUUUUAACCACGCGCAAAUAUUAACGAUUUGGGUGUUGGACGCUAAUGGAUGCGUGUCGUUAAAGACAUCAGAACCUGGUGGAAAGUUUACAACUUCUCGUCAAGAACUGGAAGAACACAUUAAGAUCUUGUUGGAGAAAGCAUCCCUUGGAUUUCCACGCGGAUAUUCCUUCUUCAAAGAACCAGAGCCGAAUGUCAAACCUUUGUCUUCUAACCAACAACAGAAUGAAGAAAAUUCAGAAAAAGUGACAAGUUACAAGGAAGUGGUGGUGAUGGACAACACAGAUAAAUACAGAUCACCUGGUAAACAAGCUGACAAAUCAUACGAAGAUUUUUCCAAAGAUUCACGCUCUCUUUUGCAUAGAUCCUUGAUUGAUCCUGUGAAAAAUAUGAUUACUGGAACCAAGCUCAUUAUUGUUCCACAAAGAUGUCUUUUCUUUACCCCUUUUUCGUCAUUAAUCGAUGAAAAUGGCUGCCUCUUGUCAGAAAGAUACGAAAUACAAAUUAUUCCCUCAGUUCACGUACUGGCGAUAAGCAUGCAUGCGUCAAGAAGCACACAAAUUGGUGGUUCUUUGUUCGUUGGUAAUCCAGAAGUAAAGAAUUUUCAUCUACCAUCUUUACCAUCAGCAGAAGAAGAAGUGGAAUAUCUUGCAUCACUACUAGAUGCAAAACCAUUAACCGGGCGUAUGGCAACAAAGAGGAAAGUGAUGGAUCUCAUGUCCACAGCGUCCAUGAUUCAUAUUGCCGCUCAUGGUCAUCAACAAACUGGCCACAUUUUCCUAGCUCCAGACACUGGAAACCCAAAUGAAGGCUUUCGCCCUGCAUUGUCGACCGAUCUCCUCACACAAAAUGACGUCCUAAAGUGCAAACUGUCUGCACGGCUGGUUGUACUCUCCUGUUGCAACACUGGUAAGGGUGAAUUAUCCUCAGAGGGUGUCUUAGGUAUUGCCAGGUCAUUUCUCGGAGCUGGUGCCCAGUCCGUCCUUGUUACACUGUGGAAUAUUUAUGACAUAUUCACAAAGGAAUUUAUGAAAGUUUUCUACGAAAAGAUUUUCGAGGAAAAAUCAGUGUGCUUUGCGUUGAAAGAAACUAUGAAUCAGUUCCAAAGAAGUGUACAUUUCACUUCAUUCUUGUUCUGGGCGGCGUUUGAAAUCCUCGGAGAAGACGUUAGGUUCGUUAAAAGCGAACUCGAACAAAUUCGAAGAAAGAAUCAAGAUAUUUUAUGUCAUUAA